This is a messenger RNA of Racocetra persica, 125 nucleotides long. Lineage: Eukaryota; Fungi; Glomeromycota; Glomeromycetes; Diversisporales; Gigasporaceae. The record is from the annotation of a GenBank genome assembly.
GUUCAAUAGAAGAUCUCCAUGCUGUUCACCAAAAAAUUUCUCUUGUUUUAAAAAAUCAAAAUCAAGAAAUUCAAACUAUGGUUUCUCAAGAGAAAAUUCGAAUUCCUCAUACCCUAAAUAACUAA